ACGCCAAUUACAGGCACAUUUCGCCGGCAAUUUUACAUAUAUCAUUUUGUUUUUAUUAUUUUAUAAAGUGUUUUCUUAUUUUCCUAGCUGGUUUCCAUGGCGGCAUUGUGCUUGGACUUUCUCGGCUUUCAGGAGGCGCUGAAGAAGAUGCGAGAUGUGGACGACAAGAUUAUAUAUGCACUAAAUGCCCUGCCAACGGAGUCGUUCAAGGGCCAGGUAAACAGCGAAAGCACCUGUCGCGAUCUGUACGCAAAACUCCAGGAGUCACACUUGGCCAGGCAAGAAAGCAUACGCAGUUGCAUAACCAUAUCGGCUAGUAAUCUGAAGCAGCUAAGGGAAAAGCGGGAGGCCCAGGCGGAUGAUGUAGAUACGGACAGCAAGUUUAGGGCGGAGCAGCGCAAGCUGCGGGUUCUCCAGGCCGAGCUCAAUGUCGAGGACAUAAUUAAGGAGCGAUCCUACAAGACCUUUAAUGAGCGAUGCCGAUCCUAUUUUCAUGCUGGCCAAUAGGUGGAACAAAUGCAAUGACUAGUUUUAGGUGGAUUUAAAAGCAGAAGCCUCAUGGAACUGCCCAGCAAUAUAGCAUUUACAUGCACUCAGUUGUAUUACAAGUUGUUUACAACAAGUACAUAAAGAUAACAGUCUUAAAA
This is a messenger RNA of Drosophila santomea, 647 nucleotides long. It is a transcript of the gene Ccdc58, whose product is annotated as protein MIX23. NCBI's taxonomy places the organism in Eukaryota, Metazoa, Arthropoda, Insecta, Diptera, Drosophilidae. Gene Ontology annotation, cellular component: mitochondrion; mitochondrial intermembrane space. Bases 97 to 507 code for a protein of 136 amino acids. The record is from RefSeq and is a predicted model, not a curated record. The transcript has 4 exons.